CACAAUGACUUGGAUGAGACAGCCUAAAUGCAAAGGACACUGCUAAUCAUCUCUACCUUAAAUGCAUCCAUACCGCAUAGAAACACGACGAACCCACUUCUUUCAUUGACCAGAGAUUUUUGUUUUUUCUGACGAUCCUUGGAGACAUAUGGCUGGAAAAUGAAACGACCCGGGAGUGUGGCCACAUCGUUAUUCUGUGUGGUGUAAUACCAGAUGGGCACUGUGAACGGCGCAGGGAUGUGAAUGGACAGUUUGAAAUGGGAAUUUUCUCCCCUCGAGCAGGUUCCGUUGCUCUCUCCUGUCUCUUGGUAUAACGCACUAGCUUUUGCCCUUCUCUGCAGUAUCAAUUAACUCGACUUGGAGGUGGAGUGGCCAGAGAAGAAGGAAUGAAGCGAUCUGACUAAUCUUGCUAGCUGCGGAACGGCAGAGCCUGGACCGCGGCCGGGUGCAGAUCUGCCGACUGCGCCCGCGGCAUGGAGCGCACGGGCGCCCGCGGGGACCCAGGCCCGGCCCGGAGAACCGGCUGCUGAGCUCCGGAGUCCGCCAGGCCGCCGCCUCCUUGCGCCCUCUGCCUUUACUGUCACUGUCGCCCCUCUCAAAGAGUCAUGGAAGACGGCCCGCUGCCAGACCUCAGAGACAUUGAGCUGAAACUGGGGCGCAAAGUGCCCGAGAGCCUAGCGCGCUCGCUGCGCGGGGAGGAGCCGGCGCCCCGAGAAGGGGCUGCGGACCCCAGCGGGGUUGGCGGGAGCUGCAGCAGCAGCAGCAGCUGCAGCAGCUUUGCGCCGUCUGUGUCCUCCUCCUCUUCAUCCUCCCCUGCCUCUGGCUCUCCACGACGCGGCCACCCCAGCGCCCUGGAAAGGCUGGAGACCAAACUGCACGUCCUCAGGCAGGAGAUGGUUAACCUCAGAGCCACCGAUGUGAGGCUCAUGCGCCAGCUGCUCCUCAUCAAUGAGAGCAUCGAGUCCAUCAAGUGGAUGAUUGAGGAAAAAGCCACCAUCACCAGCAGAGGCAGCAGUCUCAGUGGCAGCCUGUGCAGCCUGCUGGAGAGUCAGGGUACCUCCUUACAUGGCAGCUACAACAGCCUCCAUGAUGGCAGUGAUGGGCUGGAUGGCAUCUCUGUAGGGAGCUACCUGGACACUCUGGCAGAUGAUGUACCAGGGCAUCAGACCCCUUCAGACUUGGAUCAGUUCAGUGACAGCUCCAUCAUAGAGGACUCACAGGCUCUGCACAAGCAUCCCAAGUUGGAUUCUGAGUACUACUGCUUUGGCCAAUGACCCAGUUUUUUUGCAUGGGACUGGUGUGCAAUUAACUUGUAUGUAUCCUUCUUCUCUGCUGCUAUAUUUUUGGUGUGAUUUAUUUUAAUAAGGCAACCUUUUUAAAGAAGCUUAUUUUUAAACUGCUUAAUGGUAUUUCUGUUGCUCCUAAUAUUUCUCAUCUAGACUGAUUUAUUUUUCUCUGUUACAUCUUUAUUUUUAUUUAUUAUAAUAAGCUCUCUCCCCUCUUAUAGUAUCACAGAUAAGUAGAGGGGAAAGGAUAAGCAAUAAUUGUUUUCGCUUUUGUUUUCAGAGCAAGGGGUCAGGGAUUAUAAGAAAAACUUUGCUAAAUUUUACAAUAAACCAAAGUCUGAUAACUUCAUUGUGCUGCUUGUGUCCUUAAGUGAUUUGAUAUUUUUAUGUGUCUGAAAAUAUGAAGAUAUUUUACUGUUUGUAUAAUAAGUUGAGCAAAAUAUUUGGCUAAAGAAAACAUUAAUUCAAAGCCAAGACAUGUUAGUACGUAAUGAGCAAUGCUGUCAGUCACGAGCAUCAGCGUGAUUGACAUUUGGAAGAUCCUAACUGCGUAGACUUGGGUCAGUCCGCUCUGGUGUUAACAUUGUAGACUGGUGUUUUAUAAUCAAUGAGUUUAACUCAAAUCUUGAGUUUACUUCCAUUGCAAUAUGUAUUACUCUACUAGAUUUCAAAGAAGCAUGGACAGUAGUUUCCAUGGAACCUUAGAUUUCACUGAGUGUCUUAAGAGAGAGAGAGAGAUGGAAGACUGAAGGAGAAGUGAGUCUGAUCUUAUGCAGGACCAUGCUUGUUGGUGGACACACAGUGAAGAGCAGUGUCUCAGCAGCGUACAUAGUGGGACCAGGCAGCCAGAUGAGAAACCCUCCCAGGAUGAAGAUGCAGCCUCAUGCGGCGGAAAUGACUACACAUGUAUAUUAAGGUUCAUCUCAAAGUCCCCUCCCUUCAGAAGUUGACUUGCCUGGUUACAAGAAAGCUGGUAAGUGUAGUAUUUCGACAGGAAACUGUUAAAAUGUCCUAAAUUUAAAGAUAGUUAGAGCUUUAUCUAUAUUUUUUGUAUAUAUUUUGCUAUGCUAGCAAAAGUAUAAACAUGUACAGUCAGAUAGACAGACAGCCAAGAGCAGGGUAAACAUGGGGAAGUGAAUCCACGAGAACCUGAGAUAAAGGGGUGGCAAAUAUUUAUUGGGAAACACUCAUGAACAACAAGGUAGAAUCGCCACGGUCCCCUGCUCUGUGGGUGCUGGCAGCUGUGAUCAGAUCGCUGACCAUCAUCCAAGAGAGAAAGAGAGAAUGAACCCCAUCUCUCUUUUAAAAGUGAUCAAACCCUCACCUUUAAGUCCAGUACCCCCAAAAGCUGUUGACUAAAUAAAUUCCCACAGCACAACAAAAACAUUUUGCUAUACUAUUAAGACCAACAUGACCUGGGUAUAUUUUCAUUUGUGCAAUAAGUCAAAACACUUUUUUUUUGUCCUUUUGACAUUUACUUUAUAUGUAUGGGUUUGAGGCAUAUGUGCACAUUGAUACCUGUGCAUGUGAUGGUCAGCUAUGUUAGGUCUUAUGGAAUUAUAGGCAUCUGUGGACCACCCAACAUGAGUGCUGGGAAUCAAACUCUGGUCUACUGAAGGAGCAGCCCAAGCUCAUAAGAGCUAAGACAUCUCUGUACCCCCCACUUAAUUUUGAUAUGAUAUUAUUAUCCCCAUACGUAUUAUUCAUAUACACAUUAUCAUUCCCAUAUAUUUUUUCUUGAUGAUUUCUAGUGAGACAACUUUAUUAAGAUUUCAAAGUAUCCUAAGGAAUAAUACAUGUUUGCGCAUUAAACAUUUGACAGUAAAUCAAAAAGACCUUGCACUGCAACCAAGGAAUGUCCUUAUUCAAUAAAUAUUUUCUCUGUGUAUAUAAAUUCAUUGUUUGUCUCUAAGACAUACCACUCAAUUUCAAGUCUGUCAAUUUAAAGUCUGUCACGUCUUAAUAUUUUGCACUCUAAAAUUUUCACCUAAAAUUCUUAUAGCAUCAGAACUGUUUCUGGAUGUAAGGACUGCCGCCAAUUUUUGUUUAAGGAAAUUGAAGUACAUAGAACAUAAACUAUGUGUGUGUGUGUUGUGGGGAGGGGGAUGUCAGAUUCCUCCAGUGUCAAGCUUUGGGCUUGAAUUGGGCCGAGGUCUCUGUUGUUCCUAAAGACUACGCUCAUUAACAAUGGCUCAUUUUUUUUUACUCUUUGUUGAUAUUAAAUAAUAAAAUGUAGUUGAGAGAGGAAAUACAGAUCUGUCUACAAUUAUAAAAAUGCAACCAACUGUUUUUAUGCAAUCAGCGUCUCCAGGUUUUCCAAUGUGAACUACCAAGCUUUUUCUUGAAAUCACAUAGCCAGAGAAGGCAGUCACAAAUAGUUGGCCAAUUGCCAAUUCUUCCUCAUCUAGUUCCCUUUUUCUGCAUACUUUUAUUUUCACUUUAGUAAGGGGUAUUUGAUGAACUUUUUUCUUUAGCUUUAGUCUGGAAUCAUAGCAAAAUAUUUUUAACAUAGAUUAUCAGAUUAAAAGUCAAGAGCAUACGUUGUGGCUCAACAGAGGACACAUUCUUCCAAACAAGACUGAUAAAUUUCAAGCAGAAGGCAAUGAACUAUGUAAGCAUAUGUCUACAGCAUAGAGAAGAGGUGAUUCUUAACAAGAAUAAAGUUGGCUUGAAGCAAUAGAAGAGUCACAAGCGCAGAUUCAAACAUCUGUAAGUCCCACCAUUUGCCUAGAACAAGCCAUGCACCAGCAAGUUCUUGGUACAACUUCAGACUGUGAACUCAGGCUGGCAAAUUUCUUUUAUACCUUUCUUGUCUAACCAAGUGUCCCAACAUUUGUCCAUACUCCCUGUGAAUAUCCCUUCUUCGUCAAGGAAAUGAGAAAAAUCUUAAGAGGACAAUGUGAGAGAAACAUAUGGAAUGGUUUUUAUUUAGAUGUUAUAUCAUAAGGAACCUAGUAGAAACAGUGGUAAAAUAGGUUAGAUCAUUUUGUGCCUCAUUACCAUUGAGUUUCAAUAUUUUAUAAUUUUAGGACUUAUUCCAUUUUUUCUUUUGAAAUAGGCUUUUUCUCUGUGUAGCCCUGGCUUGUCUUGAAAUUUGCUUUAGUCUAGGCUGGCCUUGAACUUGGAGACCCACCUGCCUCUGCAUCUCAAGAGCUGGUUUUAAAGCUGUGCACUACUAUAUCCGACUUCCUUUUUUGUAAAAAGCUAACACAUAUUGUAUGCUUUAGAUAUUAGAAUCACUUAAAUAACAACAGUGUCUUCACUAGGGAAUGUGUGCUUAAACAAGACUAGUAAUGAUCAUUGUCUCAUAAGAAUGAAUCUAUAGAAGUGCCUCCUUUUCAACAAAGAAAUGUCUAUUACCAAUCUUUGAUCUUGAGCCUGAUAUUUGGUCUUUGUUAGCAUUGUAGGGAAGUGGGCUAAGAAAUUAAAUCAACUAUGUUUUCCAAACUAUUCUGCCUACACUGAUUUUGUCAUGGAAAUUGGAAUGUGCCUGGGUUAUCUUGAUCUAUUUUAAUAGAAGUAAAAUAAUUGAAUAAAAGCAAUUCAGGA
Messenger RNA from Chionomys nivalis (European snow vole), 4835 nucleotides. It is a transcript of the gene Lurap1l, whose product is annotated as leucine rich adaptor protein 1 like. NCBI's taxonomy places the organism in Eukaryota, Metazoa, Chordata, Mammalia, Rodentia, Cricetidae. The transcript is spliced from 2 exons. Bases 606 to 1274 code for a protein of 222 amino acids. The record is from RefSeq and is a predicted model, not a curated record. Gene Ontology annotation, biological process: positive regulation of canonical NF-kappaB signal transduction.